AGGCAAUGCCAAAUUUCACAGAUGUGACAGAAUUUGUUCUUCUGGAGUUGACCAGUCAUCAGGAGCUUCAAGUUCUCUUUUUUGUGGUGUUUCUAGUAGUUUACAUGAUCACUCUGAUAGGGAACAUUGGUAUGAUUACUUUGAUCAGCAUCAGCCUCCAGCUUCAGAGCUCCAUGUACUUUUUCUUGAAUCAUUUGUCUUUUGUGGAUGUGUGGUUCUCUUCCAAUAUCACUCUGAUGAUGCUGGAAAACUUACUAUCAGAGACAAAAAACAUUUCCUAUGUGGGGUGUUUGGUGCAGUGUUACUUCUUCACAGCCCUUGUCCACGUGGAAGUAUAUAUCUUGGCUGUGAUGGCCUUUGAUCACUACAUGGCCAUCUGCAACCCUCUGCUUUAUGGCAGUAAAAUGUCCAGGACUGUCUGUGCUCAUCUCAUCUCUGUGACAUACAUCUAUGGAUUCUUUGUUAGCCAAAUCUGCACACUGUGGACAUAUGGCCUGUACUUCUGUGGAAACUUUGAAAUCAACCACUUCUAUUGUGCUGACCGUGCUCUUAUCAAGAUUGCCUGUGGAGGGGUCCACAUUAAAGAAUGCACCAUGAUUGUUAUUGCUGGGAUUAAUUUCACAUAUUCCCUCUCAGUGGUUCUCAUGUCCUAUACCCUCGUCAUAGCGGCCGUGCUGCGCAUGUGCUCUGCCGAUGGCAGGAGGAAGGCAUUCUCCACGUGUGGGUCCCACCUGACAGCUGUUACCAUGCUUUAUGGGACUCUCAUCUUCAUGUAUCUCAGGAGGCCCACUGAAGAGUCUGUGGAGCAGGGGAAGAUGGUGGCUGUGUUUUACCCCACAGUGAUUCCCAUGCUGAAUCCCAUGAUCUACAGUUUGAGGAACGAAGGUGUGAAAGAGGCGGUCAAGAAAGCAAUCGUCAAAGCAAGCUUGAGGCAGUGAACCUGCAGUACAUAAUUCCGGGUAUGCUGCUUCCUGUUAUAAAUGUCCCGGCAUAUAAAUAACCCUGUUUAAAAUAGACUGUAUACAGGCAACAUUUAAAUAUACUAAAAGGUCCAGUCUAACACAGUGAUGGUUUACCCCAUGAAUGGACUCUCAGGACUAAGCCUCCUUUAUCUACAUAUGCAAACAUUCUAACCCUGACCUAUUACUGUUAGUCCUAGUGUAUGUAAAACUGUGCUAAGUGUAGGCAUCAGAUAACUCAUAAAUACAUUUGGAUAAGCACAUGUUAAUUUGGAGGUAUCUUUAUAAGAGUUGAAUAUGCUUUCUUAAGAUAUUUUCUAUAUAUAAUUGCUUUUCACUUGUUUUAUAAGUAAUAUAUAAUUUCAUGAGAAAAAAUUAAGAUUUCAUCACUUUUCCAUGAAUAUAAAAGUUGGUGGAUCCUCAUUUACCAAAAAAGCUUUCAAUAACAUUCAUACAUGCAUGGACUUUUGAAAACAAAAAUGUAUUCAGAAUCUUCAACUAGUGUCAUGAAUCAAUCAGAAGGUUAACUCUCAAUAUAUAUUGCUCUAUAAUUAACAGUAUUUGUAUUUCAAACAAUCUGUUGACUCACCGUAAUUCUACUCUUUGGUUUGGAUUUUGGCUAGUUGUUUUUCUCUUCAUUAAAUAGGUGAAAAAUUUAUGGGUAAAGCCUAUCAUGUCCUUCUCAUAGUUUAAAAAGAUGAAGCAAUAUGGAUUUUUGUCAUUUAAAAUCUAACUUUUGAUCAGAAGAAUGUUCUGUUAAACAUUUGAUUGCUAUGAUGAAGGUAUUGUUUGAUUCCAAAUUCUUGUCACUAACAUUACAUUCUUAGGUCUGUGUUUAGCUCCUUAAGCUUUUAAUAACUAGAGUCGAUCAACCAGAUAAGAAUCUGUGUGAAACCAAAUGUCAUUGCACUAGACAUGUGUUAAAAUGUGAUCAGCACAGCUCAAACUGGUAUCCAUUGGGAUCUGAUUACACGUUUGCAAUUCAAUUUAUGUUGAUUGGUGUCCACUUAAUCAACCUUCAUUCUUAAUAUAAGUGGAAUAAAUUUUGUGUCCUUGUUGACUCUUGCUAAUAAUACCAGCAUAAAAGCAAAUCAGAAGCAGAAGUAAUUUCUCAUGAAUGAGUUUAUUCUUGUUUAAGGGCUAAUCCAAUUAAGAGGGCUGCACAAUUGAACAUGUGUAGAAAGACUGAGAAGUAACAUUUACUUGUGGUAGUAUCACUGGAAAGAUGGAUUCAUUUAAGCACAGAAAGUAUUGUUACUCAGGCUAAUUUACCAAUUGCCCACAAGCCACAUUCCGUCAGAUUGGUUCAGAGAAAAAGCAGAUGGUGGGAGGAGAGUUCUUUUUCAUAACUAGGUUCUGAGCAGGAAGAAAAAGUACUAUUUGAUUAGUAUUGGAAACUACAUUAACAAAGGUUUUUUUUUUUUUUUAAUGUUUUCAAA
Bubalus bubalis (water buffalo) is the source of this 2398-nucleotide messenger RNA. Its product is annotated as olfactory receptor 5M9-like. Gene Ontology annotation, cellular component: membrane. The record is from RefSeq and is a predicted model, not a curated record. NCBI's taxonomy places the organism in Eukaryota, Metazoa, Chordata, Mammalia, Artiodactyla, Bovidae. The transcript has a single exon. Gene Ontology annotation, molecular function: G protein-coupled receptor activity; olfactory receptor activity; odorant binding. The coding region runs from base 6 to 938 and encodes 310 amino acids. Gene Ontology annotation, biological process: G protein-coupled receptor signaling pathway; sensory perception of smell.